Molecule: messenger RNA, 1173 nt
Organism: Lottia gigantea (owl limpet)
Lineage: Eukaryota; Metazoa; Mollusca; Gastropoda; Lottiidae
Exons: 1
Coding region: 1-1173 (390 amino acids)
Biological process (GO): G protein-coupled receptor signaling pathway
Cellular component (GO): membrane
Molecular function (GO): G protein-coupled receptor activity
Source: RefSeq, a predicted model, not a curated record
AUGGAGACAUUUAGUGAUGGCGAUAUCCAGAUAUUUCCAAAUCAAAGCCUUAUAACUAUCUUUCAAAAUGUGUCAACACUGGACAAAAACUCUCCAUAUUAUGGACUGGAACCAGGGAUCUGUAUCCAUAACAGUAGUGAUGAAUAUGAGCAUUUUUAUCUUUCAGCCCAAUAUGUAACAGGAAUGAUCAUAUAUCCGGUAUUAUGUAUCAUAGGGAUUACCGGAAACGUUUUAGCCUUGGUCAUACUCAGUCACAAGAAUAUGGCAACAUCCACGAAUGUGUAUCUUUCCGCCUUAGCUGUUUCAGACACUUUAAAGUUAUUAAAUGAUUUACUCUACUUCAUAAUGCUAGUGAUAUCAAUUGGCAAUCCAAACGCUGGGAGCAAAAUGAUGAUCAGUUUGUAUGCGUUUGCACAUUAUAUAUUUAACAUGUCUGUUUGCGUUACUGCGUGGCUGACCGUCUCUGUAGCGAUGGAGAGAUACAUUUGUGUUUGUUAUCCGACACAGGCCAAACUACUUUGUACAAUUCACAGGGCAAGGAUAGUGUGUAUCGCUGUUUUCGUUGUUAUGAUUUUAUUGUCUUUGCCCUCGGCGUUCCGCUACAAACCAGCUGAGAUCUACGAUGCUAAACAUAAUACAACAUGUCACCAAAUCGCCUUAACAGAAUUGGGCGCUAAUACAACAUUCAUGGUACCUUAUCAAUGGAUACAAAAUUCGUUACGAUCUAUUAUCCCUUUAAUUGUUCUCAUUUAUCUCAAUGUUCGGAUAAUAAAUGAAUUACGGAAAGAAAGAGUGAAGGGAAAGAAACUAUCAUCACGAAAUAAGAUAACAUUAAUGUUGAUUAUCAUAAUGGUGGUGUUCGUGGUAUGUAUAACGCCUGAUGCAGUGAUGUCAACAUUUUUCGGAUUUGGUUAUGUGGACGAGAGUAGUUUGGUGAAAGGCAUUCGUGAAAUCACAGAUUCUUUACUUGCAGUGAAUUCAGCAUUUAACUUUUUAUUGUAUUGCUCUUUGAGUAUGGCGUUCAGAAACACAUUGAUAGCUUUAUUCUGUGGGUGUAAAGAAGGCUGGUUUAGUCGAGUGAGCAAGAGAAAUGUGCAAAAUGGAUCUUUGAUUAUCCGAGGUGAUAAAAACGAUCGUAAGAACUAUCGUACUGGUGAUGAAACGUACGUUUAA